CUUCCUUUAGACAGCGAGUCUAGGGAGGUGGUCCAAACAAAGCAGUUCACAGACGCCUGUUAAACACAUCAGUGACUGCAUAUACAGAGGGCUGUUGGGAAUCUCUUACUUUUUGCGAGAGCUCAAUGGCAAACAGUUCACAUGCUGAACACAACAUUUCUUACCUAUGCCAAACAACCACUACAAGUGUAGUUCUGCCCAUUAUCUACACCAUCAUGUCUCUCACUGGCCUGCCUGGGAAUGCUAUUUCUCUUUGGGUGUUCAUGCACAAGAUUGCCAUCAAAACGUCCACCCAUAUCUACCUGAUAAAUCUAGGGAUCUCAAACAUGUUGCUCUGCCUCACCAUGCCAUUCCAGGCUGCAUAUUACUCGCUUGGAACCACAUGGGACCAACGCAACACUAUGUGCCAAAUGGCAAUAAAUGGUCUUACUCCAGUGAUCCAUAUCAACAUCUGCAUUGGCGUGAUGAUACUGAGCUGGGUGGCGCUCAGUCGCUUUGCCUCACUAAUUCAACAUUCGCAUGCAGACCGCCCAAGCCGGUGGCUCAAAGUUCUACCCGGAGCCUUCUUUUGUCGAAAACGGCAAGCAAAACUGGCCUAUGCACUGUGCCUAAUCACCUGGGCUAUUGUGGCCAUAGCAGUCACAUCCUUUGUGGUGCUGUACUCGAUCAGGGCUGGAAGCGUGAAGGACGGUGACGGAGAUGAAGUGUGUUACAGUGUAGCGGUGGAGGUUGGAGGGGAAGGAUCUCACGUCUUCGCGCUAGUGGCUGUUUCAUUGUUCUUCGUCUUCUUCCUGUUGGUCUUAAGCGCAUACAUGGCAGUGAUCAGGCACAUCUGGAGGUCCAAGAAAAGCGCGAUCAUCUCUGACAGGCAGAGAGUCUAUGCAAGAGUGUUUCGGAAUAUCGUUGUCAUUAAGGUCGUGCUGGUGGUCUGUCUCCUGCCGUAUCACAUCUAUAAGGCCAUCUUCGUUAACAUUGUCAAAGAGCAGUCUUGGACUACAUCACCCACAACAGAUGCUUGCCAUCCACUAUCCAUGUAUGUGGAGGUAAAAAGCAUCCUCCUCUGUUUAGCGUCUCUGCGAUGUAGCACAGACCCCAUCAUGUACUUCCUGCUGGACAAGACGUUUCGUAGCCAUGCGCUUAGCCUGAUGAGAUUACGCGCUAACGCAAACGACAGUCAGUCAUCAAAGUCUAAUGGGGGACAGAUAUCUCAGGCAACAACUGGGUGUCUUUAGACAUUACUUGAGAGGAUACUGUACGCUGACACAAAGGAGUCUCAUUGUGAGCGAUGUUCCCUAACAGCUGAACGAUGUUUGGCCGCACACACCAAUAAGAAAGCGAAAGUGAAUGGGCAUCUCUUCAACUGGAUUACUUCCACAUGUCCAUUGUUCUUCAGUAUUGACCUGAAGCUAUGAGAAUUCUUGUUUGGAAUUACACAGUGCUGAGAAAUGCUUUAUAACAGAGGAUAUGUGGGCAGGCACACU
This is a messenger RNA of Rhinichthys klamathensis goyatoka, 1481 nucleotides long. Its product is annotated as probable G-protein coupled receptor 82. Gene Ontology annotation, biological process: G protein-coupled receptor signaling pathway. Bases 126 to 1232 code for a protein of 368 amino acids. The transcript has 2 exons. Gene Ontology annotation, cellular component: membrane. Gene Ontology annotation, molecular function: G protein-coupled receptor activity. The record is from RefSeq and is a predicted model, not a curated record. NCBI's taxonomy places the organism in Eukaryota, Metazoa, Chordata, Actinopteri, Cypriniformes, Leuciscidae.